This is a messenger RNA of Theobroma umbraticum, 1474 nucleotides long. Its product is annotated as lumazine-binding family protein. The record is from RefSeq and is a predicted model, not a curated record. NCBI's taxonomy places the organism in Eukaryota, Viridiplantae, Streptophyta, Magnoliopsida, Malvales, Malvaceae. Gene Ontology annotation, biological process: riboflavin biosynthetic process. Gene Ontology annotation, molecular function: riboflavin synthase activity.
UUUAUUAUUCAAAAUCCAAAAUCCAAAAUCCAAUCAUCUUUAUUCACAAGAAAAAAAAAUCAAAUCAUUUUUCAUUGGAUAUUUUAAUGCAAAAUAGGCAAUCCGGGUUUUGUCCCGUAGACUGAGAUCAAUCUGUGAAAACAGCUCCGACAGGGGUUUAAGGUUUUGACCACUUUGGAAUCCAUACGAAGUGAACCCGCUUUUACUUUUCUUUUCUUGUUUCUUGACAAACAAAAAGAGCAGAGAAGCAAACAAGAGGCGAAAAAUAUGGCGCUUUCCACAUCUAUGAAUUCCUUCUCCAAAAUCCCCAAAGCCGCUCCUAAAAACCCAAUAAUCUUCAACCUUCUCAAAACUCCAUCAUUGAAACCCCACCUCAAACUCAACCCCAUUUCAAAACCCUCUUUUCUUUCGCUUUUCUAUCAGCCGUCCAAUUUCAGACCCAAAACUCAAUGUUGUGGAAGCACCACGAUCCGCUCCCUCUUCACCGGCAUCGUCGAAGAAAUGGGUGAAAUCAAGCAACUGGGUAUGGCCGAUCAUGGCGGAUUCGAUCUCAAAAUACACGCCAAAACCGUAAUGGAAGAUGUCAAGCUUGGUGACAGCAUUGCCGUUAACGGAACUUGCCUAACAGUAACGGAUUUCGAUACUCGUUUGGGAGAAUUCAUGGUUGGGUUGGCCCCUGAAACCCUGAGGAAAACUUCAUUGAGUGAAUUGGAACCCGGGUCAUUGGUGAAUUUGGAGCGGGCUAUCCAGCCCACGGGCCGGAUGGGGGGCCAUUUCGUGCAGGGACAUGUCGAUGGGACGGGGGAGAUCGUGGGGAAAGAGGUGGAGGGGGACUCGUUGUGGAUUAAGGUUAAGGUUGAUAAGAGUUUGUUGAAAUAUGUGGUGCCCAAAGGGUUCAUAGCUGUGGAUGGAACUAGUUUGACUGUGGUGGCUGUGUUUGAAGAGGAACUUUGUUUCAAUUUUAUGUUAGUAGCUUAUACUCAACAGAAAGUGGUGAUUCCUUUGAAGAAAGUUGGGCAAAAGGUGAAUUUGGAGGUGGAUAUUCUUGGCAAGUACGUGGAGAGGCUUCUCAGCAGUGGUUUUGUUGAUUCCAUUAAAGGUUCAUGAAAUGCAGAAAGUGACAAAGGUGCUCCUGGCUCCCCCAACAUCGGAAAGACAUCGAGGGGUCCAAAGUCUGAAGUGUGUGCUAAAAUUUUUUAAGAUCCAGAGGCAAGAAGUUUCAAAUAUUUCAUUUCAACAAAGGGUGCCUUUGGAUGACCUAAAUAACAAAAACUUCUUCAUUCAAGGUCUUGAAUUAAAGUCUAUUUCUUUGAUCAACAUUCAAGUAAAGGUGCAGUGAUCUUGCCACAUGUUUACUUUACUUUUUCUUGGAUGAACAAAAAUGGAAUACUGUUUUAUUUUAUGAAGGUGAAAUGGACCAAUAUAUAUGAAGGUGUUAAAAAUAAAUUAAGAUGUGCUUAUUUUUUAUCUUGUU